Molecule: messenger RNA, 2523 nt
Organism: Cotesia glomerata
Lineage: Eukaryota; Metazoa; Arthropoda; Insecta; Hymenoptera; Braconidae
Gene: sim
Product: single-minded homolog 2-like
Biological process (GO): regulation of transcription by RNA polymerase II
Molecular function (GO): DNA-binding transcription factor activity, RNA polymerase II-specific; protein dimerization activity; RNA polymerase II transcription regulatory region sequence-specific DNA binding
Source: RefSeq, a predicted model, not a curated record
UAGUGUACCACAAUAACAAAGUAGCUUGCUUAAGCUUUAUACUUUACGAUACAAGUUAAGCCAGUCUUGUGUGGUUAGAUCCUUUCGUUGUUGAAGACUUAGUAUUUCUUUAAUUUCACACGCUUCUUUUAAUUUGUUCGAGAGGUUUAUGUGAAUUAUUUUUUAAUUAUAUGUAUGUGGUAGUUUGAUAAUUUUUUACAGUUGAGUUAUUAGUGGUGAUUGAAGUUUGGAUCAUUGGAAUGUUAAUACUGAUUCAGAUACAUGCAUAUCAAAUAAGAUGAUUUCUUCAUCGUUAAUUUUUCGAUUUUUAAGUAUAUUUAUGAAGACCAAUUAAAUCAAUACAUCAAGACAAAACUACCUGAAUAUAAAUCAACGUCAACGUCAGAAUAAUAAUAGAAUAUUCAAAACACUACCAAGAACAAUAAAGAAAAAAACUCAAUCUGUUUCAAAAAGGAUAAAGUUAUUUCUGCAUAAUGAAAGAAAAAAGUAAAAAUGCGGCAAGGUCGCGCCGAGAAAAAGAGAAUACAGAAUUUCAAGAACUUGCUAAAUUAUUACCACUUCCAGCAGCGACAACUUCACAAUUGGAUAAAGCAAGUGUAAUUCGAUUAACAACAAGUUACUUGAAGAUGAGAGCAGUGUUUCCAAAUGGUUUAGGGAAUGAAUGGGGAGCUUCUACUACUAUGAAUGACUCACGUGAUGGAGUAAUCAAAGAAUUAGGUUCUUACUUAUUGCAGGUUAUUCAUUGUUCAGGAUAUCUAAAAGUGCACAUUCGUGGAGUUCCUUAUGAAGAAUGUCAAAUAAUUGGUCUUGUAGCAGUAGGAAAUUCGCUUCCACCCAGUGCAAUCACGGAGAUAAAAUUGUACCAUAAUAUGUUUAUGUUUCGUGCAUCUUUGGAUCUCAAGCUUAUAUUUCUUGAUGUAAGUGUCAGGGAACUUACCGGAUAUGAUCCUCAAGACCUAAUUGAAAAAACACUUUACCAUUAUGUUCAUGGCUGCGAUAUUUGGCAUUUACGCGAAUCACAUCAAGUAUUACUUAUGAAAACCCAAGUAACGACGAAGUAUUAUCGGUUCUUAACAAAAUAUGGUGGGUGGAUUUGGAUGCAGUCAUAUGUAACAAUUGUGAAUAAUUCACGAAGUUCUCGACCACAAUGUAUUGUAUCAGUAAACUACGUUUUGUCUGAUAAGGAAGCAUCUCAUUUAAUUUUGAAUUCAGAUCAAAAAAUGAAUACUAUUUCUGAUAAUCAUGUGAAUACUACCCACUCCUCAAGUAAUGCGAUCUCUCGUGAAGUAAAUGACCAUUGUAGUCCAAGUUCUUCAUAUUCACCUCGAACAAAUGAAAUUCAAGAUGAUUAUGUUGACACAACUUAUUCUAUUUCUUCUGAUUAUAUAUCUACAACUCAUAUCAAUCCUCCUCCUUAUCAGCCAUCAAUUUAUACACCACCAAUAUUAUCUGUUGUAACUCCGCCAAACAUCAAUGCACAUGAAGAUUCAUCCACUUACUGUCCUAUAGAUCUCUUCUAUCAAUAUGUUGUAACUCCUGAUUCAUUAUCGUCACCAUCUUCGCAGCAGCAACACUUAUUACUCCAUUCUAAUAAUAUUCAACAAUCUCAACAAAAUAAAUUAGAGAUCCAACAGAGAAGAUCACUGUACUCCUCUGUAUCGAAUUCAUCUACCAAUUACAACAGGUCGGAAUCCCAUGUGUCUAAUUCAUCGACAAAUCACGCUACAUCAUCAUCGUAUUCAAUAACUAGUCAUCAAGGACAUAUCACGACUCAUAAUGAACAUCAUGAUCAACGUGAACAGCAUAACUCUCCUCAUCAACGACAACUACCUACUAAUCAAAAUUCUCAUAAUCAGCAAACUCAAUCACUAACCAACGGAUCUUUGAGAAACUAUGGUGAAGCGGGGUGUAGUUCUUUCCAGAACUGUGCUUUUGGUGUUAAUUCUUCAAUUAUGAAUAGAACAAUUUCGAUAAUUAACCAUAAAAAUUUACAAUCUGUAACUGCAAGCCACAAUAUUGAUGAUUUAUCUAGCCCAAUUUAUACCAGUGUUAUAGUUGAUCCUCAUCGAUACGCUCCUAAGAAUGAUCAAAAUGCUGACGAUUUAGAUGAAAAUCAACAAGCAGUAGUAGAGAAAAAUAAAACACCACCGACUACAAAUUUAUCGCCAGAAUUAACAGCACCGUCUCCAACUUCUACAAUGUCAACAUCACCAACAACAGAGAGUGAAAAAAUAUCAUCUCUACCAUCUGAUGAAAUGAAGUCAUUAACUCUUUCAAGAAAUGUUUCAAAAAGUAAGCAGCUAGUUAAAAUGAUAAGUAAAUCACAUUGCCCUCAAAAUACAACGGAUUUUUCUAUGUAUGAUAAAUAUGACGAUAAACAAGAAAUUGUAUAUAACCGUUCAAAUUUGACAAAGUAUUCAUUUAUAACUGGAUUUCCAAGAUCGUAAGAAUGUAACAAUUAAUUUUAAAGAAAUUUAGUUACUUAAGUUAGUUAUCGGUACAAUAAAUAAAAUAAAUUAUGAA